AUGUCUCUUACCAAAGUUGUGGUAGUCGGUGCAAGUGGAAAUAUUGGAAGAGGCGUUCUACCGCAGCUACUGCAAUCUGGCCUUGACCUGACUAUUCUCAGUCGCGAGGACUCGACUGCAACCUUUCCAAAGGAAGCCAAGGUGAUCAAAAGCGACUUUAGCGAAGGAUCUCUCGUUGAGGCACUGAAUGGUCAAGACGCCGUCGUCAGCAUGCUCCCGAUCGUCGCUCUCGGAGAGCAGCAAAAGGUAGCCGAAGCGUCCAUUAAGGCAGGAGUGAAAAGAUUUAUCCCCAGCGAGUAUGGGUCUGAUUCCUCGUCUGAUCUCGUCAUCGAAGCGGUUCCCUUCUUCCAGCCCAAGAAGGCUCAAUUGGACUGGCUUGCUUCCCAUGAAGAGCACAUUAGCUGGUCCGCCAUCAUUACUGGCCCGUUCUUCGAUUGGGCAUUGGAGCUGGGUAUGACUGGGUUUGACCUCAACAACAGGGUCGCCACCCUGGUAGACGGUGGGAACACCCGAUUUACUACAAGCACUGUAGCUCAGAUUGGACGUGCCAUCAUAUCGGUCCUGAAGCAUCCCUCUGAGACAAGAAAUCAGCUUGUUUUUGUUGAGUCUUUUACAACUACUCAGCUUGAGAUUCUGAACGCCCUCCAGGAGGCAACCGGGCAGGACUGGAAUGUCAAAGAAGAGACUGCCGAGAAUGUGAGGCUGGAUGGUUUUAAGAGACUCGGCGAAGGUGACAUCGUGGGUGGUGGAGCUUCCGUGAUUAUGGCAUUGGUCCUUGGCCGUGAAGCACUAGAGGACCAUACAAACGUCAAGGGUGGCAUUUGGAAUGAGAAACUCGGGCUGGGAAAAGAGAGCGUCAAGGACAUAGUGAGGGCUGUGAUCCAGCAGUAG
Molecule: messenger RNA, 891 nt
Organism: Colletotrichum gloeosporioides
Lineage: Eukaryota; Fungi; Ascomycota; Sordariomycetes; Glomerellales; Glomerellaceae
Exons: 4
Coding region: 1-891 (296 amino acids)
Molecular function (GO): oxidoreductase activity
Source: RefSeq, a predicted model, not a curated record